UACACACUCCCCAAAAGAAGCAGCAUUUUUCCUCCCAAGGAGACGUCUAGCUGCUCCCCUCCUCUCUCUUUUUCUGUCUCUAAGCAGGUGCUGAAAUGAGACACUAAAUAACUAUUAGAGUUAGAGGAAGGGCGAGAGAGGGGGAGGAGAAUGAGAGAAAACGAGCGAGCACUUCCCCGACAGUAGCAGGGAGAGGGGAGAGGGAGGGAAAAGGAGAGAGAGAGAGGGAAGGGAGAGCAGAGAGGAGCUUAGAGAAGGGAUCUGCAUUGUAAGUAGCUCAGGGGACAGCAAGUGCUGGGUGUUUUUCAACCUGUUUGCUUUGUCUUUUUUUGUUGUUUUUUUUUUUUUGCAACGAGGUAAAAAAAGACAGGAGGAACUUGGCGGAGGAGUCGAAGAGACAGAUUAAUCCAGUUUUAAAAGUCUGCAAAGGAGCUGAAGAAGCGGCGGUUGCAAAAGGGAGGAGAGAAGCCGGGAGGAACACAAGGCAGCAAUGGAUAGCACAGUGGCUCAGCCUGACCCCGGGAUGGCCUGGAUUCACACACUGCUGCUGGCCGGCCUCCAGCACACAGCAUACUAACACCCAUGAGCUCCCAUGCGUUCAGCCAUGCUCCCUGGGUAUGGAUUCUCACCUCUCCCUGAUUUCCAACCCCAUCUUCACGCUUUUCGCUGUAAAGGAGAGAGCCCCAGCAUGUGGAUCCCUGGCUCAGGAGAGUCCCAGGCUCUGAAUGAGGCCCGUGACGACAGGCCUCUCCUGCGCCCAUGCCACCACAAGCAUGUCGCUGUGUGCCAGCAGGAAACAUUAGCUUUUAUUGAGCUAAAACCUCCAGUGACUCCAAAACUCAAUGGUUUUGGCGCUCCUCCGCCAACUGUUUCUCCAGACACACAUUCCCUGGCUCUGAAUGGUUUCAAACACACACUAAAUGAACUGAAUGAAUUUCAGAAUGGCUGUCACAGGAGUGACACGGACAACGGCCAUGAAACAAACUUGAAUUUGGACACCCGUAUGCUUCUAAGUGAAAAUGAACUUAAAUGCCAGAAUGGCAUUGACAGUGAUACUUCUUUGCAGGACAAACCACGUGCCGUCACGACAUUAUGUCGUCCUCUCCAUGCCGCCCUUAGUCUCCCCCUAUCGUUCCCCCUGUCCUCUCUCUAUACAGACAGGGACUCCUGGGAUUCUCAGCCACCUUGUUCCCCAUCCUCCCCUGAGGGUCCAGGUUUUCAGAGUCCCGACCCCUGCCAACCACAGAGGAGAACAUCACAGGGUUCACUGAAGGAGAAGUCAAUCCGUCGAAAGAUGCGAGUUUAUUCUCCAGAUAGCACAAGUGAUGAAUCUCUCAGUAGUCCAAUUCUGGAUGGAGACUACAUCUUCCCAGGACCCUUUGCAUCCUUCCUGGAGGAGGACCUAGGAUUAUCUUCCCUUGACGCAGUCACAAAUCCUUCAUCUGUUGAGGGUGCUACAGAUCUUGCAAACCUCAACCACCUUGAGACUUUACAACUGCCUGCAGAACCGCUGCAGAUAAUAGAAGACUCAAUAGCAGGGCUCGGAGACGACCCUGGGACUUUAGAGACUUCAAGUGCCACAGGAGGGGGAAGCUCUGUCUCACGCUGUCGUCAAGGGGACAAUGAACGACGGCGAUUCUCUGCUUCAGAACUGAUAUCAAGACUGCAGCUGUCCCAAAGAAAGAACUCCUUCACCCUGAAGCUGGGGAAAUCCCUGUCUGCUCGGGUUGCCACCAGGGAUAGACAGAGUUCCAGUAGCCUCAGCCCUAACCCUGACCAUAAGUCCAACUCUAAGCACCGCAGCUCAGGGGGCUCUAGUGAUAGCGCCCCCCAAAGUCCUGUUGGCCCUCCACCUCCACUGCCAGCCAAUGACAAUGGAAUGCAAUUGCAUCGUUGGAGCACAAAACUUGGCACACCUCUUCCCAACAGAAUGCGAAAGAAAUCCAUAGAGGAAGACUGGGGCACACCUCCCACUGUCACCAGCUCAAAUCGCCUAUCACGCUUUUUGCCUAGUUCAAUUCUGUACCAGGAAUAUAGUGAUGUUGCCAUCAACAGAGAGAUCCAGAGACAGCAAGGGAAGGAGCCGGGUACAGAGGAGGAGGGGCUCAGGGACGAGGGGUCCGACGGUACCCCAUCUCCGUCCAAUCUGUCUCCUUCCAGCUCCUUUCGUUCAUCACGAGGCUCAGCUUUUGCCCUGUGGCAGGACAUUCCUGACGUUCGAAGCAGCGGUCAGCUUGACAACUUCAGCAAUGAGGAGAGGAAAUUACAGGAGGCAAAGUUUGAGCUGGUGACAUCGGAGGCGUCAUACAUUCGCAGCUUAACCAUCGCGGUGGACCACUUCAUGUUGUCCCAGGAGCUCGGGGAGUGUCUGGGAGCCCAGGAUAAGCAAUGGCUCUUCUCCAAGCUGCCUGAAGUGAAGGAUGUCAGCGAAAGAUUUCUUCAGGACCUGGAGCACCGGCUGGAGGAGGACAUUCUGCGUUUUGAUGUGUGUGACAUCGUCCUGGAUCACUGCCCAGCCCUGCGUAGGGUUUAUUUACCCUACGUAACCAACCAGGCCUACCAGGAGCAAACCUACCAGCGUUUGCUGCAUGAGAAUGCUCGUUUCCCCAGUAUCCUGGCUCGUUUGGAGGAGGAUCCCAUCUGCCAAAGACUUCCUCUCACCUCCUUCCUGAUCCUCCCGUUCCAGCGGAUCACACGGCUCAAAAUGCUGGUGGAGAAUAUCUUAAAGAGGACAACGCCAGGCUCACGAGAUGAGGACACUGCAACUAAAGCUUUCAAUGAGCUUAAAAAGAUCAUCAAAGAAUGUAAUUCCAGUGUGCAGUCAAUGAAAAGGAUGGAGGAGCUUAUUCACCUCAAUAAGAAAAUUCAUUUUGAGGGCAAGAUAUUUCCUCUGAUCUCUCAGUCUCGCUGGCUGGUGAAGCAUGGUGAACUACUGGAGGUGGACACUCAGACUAUGAGCAUUUCUGGGUCAAAGCUCAAGUUACCCACCAAGCCUGUUUACCUUCACCUGUUCAACGACUGCCUUCUGCUGUCCAGGAGGAAGGACACAUGGAAGUUCAUGGUGUUUGUACAUGCCAAGAUAGGAGAGCUGAAAGUGAAGGACCUCAGUCAGAAGUUGCAGGGCAUCUCGGGCUUCAUCUUCCACCUGCAGCUGUGUGAAGGCCAGCAGCUUAAACAUCAGAUCCUGCUCAAAGCCCACACAGAGAGCGGGAAGCAGAGAUGGAUUACAGCCAUGUUUCCGUCUGAUCCGCUGGAAGACAUUGAGCAGGCCACUGAGAAUGAUGAUGUGUCCCAGGUUCAGUGUAUCAAAAGCUAUCAGGCUCAAGAACAUGAUGAGUUAACACUGGAAAAGGCUGACAUUCUUCAAGCCAAGACCAUCACAAGUGACGGCUGGGUGGAAGGCAUCCGACUGUCUGACGGGGAACGGGGCUGGUUCCCCAAAACCUACGUGGAGGAAAUCACAAGUCGCAGUGCGCGCCUCCGCAACCUCCGAGAAAAUAUCCGCAUCAAGUGCGUCACACAGAAACUUGAGGGGGAGCACUAAACCUUUUUACUGCAAUCAUGUGUAUGUGCGUAUGAUGCCAAGUGUGCAUUUCAGUCGCUGAGGCUUAGUAUUUGAAGCGUCGGGAUCUUUGUUUUAAUGUUAGAUGGAUGUGGGACCUUGAUAUAGUAUGCAGGUGCUAAAACACGCCACCCUUUUUGACCUUUCUUAUAAUUAUGGUCACCAAACUGUAUAUCAACAUCUUCCUUUCACAUGCCAGCAGCAAAUGCAUUCAGUGCUUUUUUGAAAUUAGAGAGUAAAGCUUUUGCUCUGUACUCAUUUUAUACCUUUUCCCCCCACUGUUUGCCAAAUGUUGCAGUUUCUUUAUGCAUGCUGCCUGUGAAUGCAAUCUAUAUUUUGCUUUCUAUACUUUAGAAAGCAAAUUUUUGUGUGCACCUGUAUGUUAAGAUAAAUAUGGUCAAAUAUUAAAUGUAUACAUGUACAGGUGAAUACAGUAUGCAAAUUUAUCAGUGGUAUCAGAGGUAAAUGGAAACAUUUCCCUAGGUAAAUCUGCCAAAUUAGUAUAUUUCAUCCUGUUUUAGUGUCUGGGCAGUUUUCAUGUAUUGCUAUCCCAGAUGAGUAUCAAGAACAUCUGAAGCCGAUUUUGUUUUUGUCCACAUUGAGUUAGUAAGUUAGUAAUCUGUUAAAGCAAAACAUUAUGGCUGAGUGUUGGCUUGCAUAGUUACCUACCCAAAAAUUAACACAAAUAAAGCAGAUUAUGCUGAUACAAAGAGCUCACUCUCACUCACAUCGACUAGGAAAUGUACAGCACACCCUUCGUCAGAUUUACCUUGGGAAAUGUUAACAUGUAGCUCUGUGGUAAACAUGCAGCUUUACCAGUGAAGGUAUGCAUUUCCCAUUUCCUUCCACUUAGCCACAUACAUAAGAGACUUUGGUCAGAACUGAAAAAGGUGACGGUUCCCUUUGGUAACAUUUAGGACAAUGCCUAGUCACACUAAUUGGGCAGCAGGGUGGUGUAAAGAGGAAAGAUAAAAGCACAACAUAAGUCCAUUUGCCCACAGGGAGCAAUAAAGAAUAACAUUACUGUAAUACCCCAAGCACUGAAUUACAUUUAGGCCUACGUCUGUCCCAUCUAUAACGGUAAAAUCAGUGUAAGAGAGCUGCUCUGCUGACUCUCCACAUUGUUGACCAACCACUGUUAUUGACAUUCAAUUGUAAAAUAUUCAAUGGCACAUGAAAUGUUCUACUUUUGCUACAUCUACAUUUUUAGUUCUAAUUUAAAUGAUUGCUGUUGCAGCAUGUGUAUUUAUACUCCUAUAGCUGGUUAUUCUCUAUGGAGAUACGUAUGUAAAUUUACAUUACUGUAGACGUACUUUGCUACAUGUAUAAAGAGUAGAUUAUGGUUCAGUUACUUUUAUUACAGUAAUUUAUGUGACACAAAAAUAUGGCAUUUCAUAACAAUCAACUUUGCAGUUGGAUAUUAAUAUCAAAAACUACAAUAAACAUAAAUUCUUUAAUACACUGGAUGUCUUCUGGAUUUCACCACAUCACUGUAAGUGUUUAACAUUCAAAUAAAUGCAAAUACUUACACUA
Molecule: messenger RNA, 5095 nt
Organism: Myripristis murdjan (pinecone soldierfish)
Lineage: Eukaryota; Metazoa; Chordata; Actinopteri; Holocentriformes; Holocentridae
Gene: arhgef19
Product: Rho guanine nucleotide exchange factor (GEF) 19
Exons: 16
Coding region: 593-3544 (983 amino acids)
Biological process (GO): activation of GTPase activity; regulation of actin cytoskeleton organization
Molecular function (GO): guanyl-nucleotide exchange factor activity; protein binding
Source: RefSeq, a predicted model, not a curated record